This is a messenger RNA of Sitophilus oryzae (rice weevil), 1215 nucleotides long. RefSeq lists its product as uncharacterized. The coding region runs from base 190 to 693 and encodes 167 amino acids. The record is from RefSeq and is a predicted model, not a curated record. The transcript is spliced from 3 exons. NCBI's taxonomy places the organism in Eukaryota, Metazoa, Arthropoda, Insecta, Coleoptera, Curculionidae.
GUUAACAGUGUAUCAAUAGCCUGUGCAAGAAAAACCUAAAUAUAAUUGUACAAUUUUUAGACACUUACUGAUUGGAAGAGCAAGACAAAAACCAAAGCAGCAGCUCUAAAAAGGGAACAACAGCGGACUGGUGGUGGUCCAUCUCAGCUACCUCCCUUAUCACCAUUAGAUGAGAGAUUGUUAUUAAUAAUGGGAACGAAAGCAAUAGAAGGUGAUGCGGCAGUCCCAGAGUUGGGUUUUGGAAAAGUUGAGAUUCCAAACAAAACUGUAUUAAAAACCAUGUCAAACACAGCACCAAUGAUACCACCAAUAAUAGAAGUGAGUGAAAUUGCCUCAGAAAGUGAUGUACCAUAUAUUCAUGAUUAUGCAAGAAAGGUUGAAAUACCAAAUACGUCACAUGGCCCUUGUUCUGAAGACCUUGUGCCAAGUACAUCCAUAGGUUUGAAAAGAAAAAUGGAACAGCAGGGCAGCAACAAAUCAGGACCAAUUCGGCGUCGGCCAAAUGCUACAUUUCGUCUUUCUAAUGAACUGCGAAAUUUGAACCAACAAUCAGUCCAAAUUCUACAAGAUAUCUAUCAAAGCAUGGAAUCAGUGUCCAACUCACUUCAAAAAAUUAGCAGUAAUACAGAAAACAUUGCAAAUUCUAUAAAAGAAAUUGCUGACAUAGUCACAAAUGCUUUUCCAAAUAAAUAAGUUCCUAACGUUUUUUUUUUGACUCAGAUAGCUCUGGGAGAUACCUAGAGUUUUUUUUAACUAUCAGACUGACUUCAAAUAUCAUUAGGUAGUUUUAAAGGUAUGUUAGUAUUUAUAUUUACUCUAUGUUCAAAGCCAAAGUUUUUUGAGAUUUCGAGUUGUGUUACUAUUUUUUAUGUUUGUGAUAAAAUCCAAUGUGAUAAAUUCCAAAGUACAUCUAGUUUUUAAGUUGUGAUAUUAUCCUUAUUUUGUAAUCUUCUUUAAAAAAAUAACCAAAAGAAUACAAGGUUUGUAUUUUAGUUCCUUGAUGUAAACAAGCUCAAGAUAAUUUCCAAACAAACAGUAUUCAUGUUAUUGGACUCUUUUAGAGGUGAAUUACAUGUAUCAGUCCGAAGACAUAAUAAAUACAUAAGUAUUUAUAGGGUAUCUUGAAACUUAAGUUAUCUUGAACUCAUUUAAAACAAAAGUUACUUUGGCAUAGACACCAUUAGAAUGCAAGGUUUUUGUUGAAAUGCAUUUUUU